GGAGAAAUUCACAGGUUUCAAUGGAGCGCUAUGGCUUCUGGUAGAUCGAAAUCUGUAAGGUUUCAGGAUAAUAUUGAUAAAGAUAUAUUGAUGGCUAGCAUAGAAAGUGCCAUGUCGAUGUCAGAUCAUAAGAUGAAUGCGAGAAACAGGUUGAUGCAGAGAAAAGAACUUUCAAGGGUGUUUUCUGAGGAUUAUGAUGCGUCGACAAGAAAGAUAUUCGAUCCCAGGGGACCGAGCGUAAACAGAUGGAACAAGAUGUUCCUUGUAGCAUGUUUGAUUUCAUUAUUUGUGGAUCCCUUCUUCUUUUACUUGCCAGAGGCUAAGAAAGACAAGUGCAUUGCUAUAUCUGCUGCACUCGAAGUUUCCCUCACCACAAUUCGGUCCAUGGUUGAUGCAUUUUACAUCAUUCAUAUAUUUAUUCGAUUUCAAACUGCUUAUGUUGCUCCUUCCUCUCGUGUUUUUGGUAGAGGAGAGCUAGUUAUAGACCCUUCAACGAUUGCAUCAAGGUACCUCCAAAAACACUUCUGGCUUGAUCUUCUGGCAGCCCUCCCUCUUCCCCAGGUGUUGAUUAUAGCUGUAAUUCCAAAUCUAAGGGGGUCGCAAAUGAUUGCUUCAAGGCAGAUUCUGCGUCUUGUGAUCAUUUUCCAGUACUUGUUGAGGUUGUGUCACAUCUUUCCCCUUUCAUCUGAAAUAGUUAAAGCAAAUGGACUCAUGAUGGAAAAAGCCUGGGCUGGGGCAGCUUAUAACCUUAUGCUCUAUAUGCUAGCAAGUCAUGUCUUAGGAUCCUCCUGGUACCUCUUGGCAAUCGAAAGGCAGGAUGAGUGUUGGAAAAAAGCUUGUAAUCUUGAGUUCCCAUAUUGUCACUACCGUUAUCUUGAUUGUCAAACAAGAAGUGAUCCAGUCAGAGCAGCUUGGUUUAGAUCAAGCAACCUUUCAACUUUAUGUGAUAAGAACAGUGAUUUCUUUCAGUUUGGUAUCUUCGCCGAUGCUCUCACUUUGGAAAUGGAGGACACAAAAUUCUUAAGCCGAUAUUAUUAUUGCCUUUGGUGGGGCCUGCGGAAUCUCAGCUCUCUGGGACAGAAUCUCCUGACCAGCACUCAAGUUGGAGAGAUAAAUUUUGCUGUGAUUAUUGCCAUUCUUGGCUUGGUGCUUUUUGCACUUCUAAUAGGAAACAUGCAAACGUACCUGCAAUCAACUACUUUGCGACUGGAAGAGUGGAGAAUAAGAAGGACAGAUACAGAACGAUGGAUGCAUCACAGGCAGUUACCUCGUCACCUGAAGCAAAGUGUGAGACGCCAUGAACAAUUCAGAUGGGUUGCUACGCGAGGAGUUGACGAGGAAUCCAUUCUUCGAGACCUCCCUGUCGAUAUCAGACGCGACAUCAAACGCCACCUGUGUCUUAACCUCGUUCGACAAGUACCCCUGUUUGAUCAGAUGGACGAGAGGGUGCUAGACGCGAUAUGUGAAAGACUGAAGCCUUCUCUAUGUACUCAAGGAACGCUCCUAGUUCGCGAAGGAGAUCCUGUGACUGAAAUGCGCUUUAUCAUUCGAGGACGCUUAGAUUCGUGUACUACCAAUGGUGGCAGAAGCGGGUUCUUCAAUUGUUGUAGAAUCGGACCAGGUGAUUUCUGUGGCGAGGAGCUGUUGCCAUGGGCUCUGGACCCGCGUCCAAGCGUCGUACUUCCUUCAUCAACUCGCACAGUGAAAGCCCUGACUGAAGUGGAAGCUUUCGCUCUCAUAGCCGAAGACUUGAAAUUUGUGGCAGCUCAGUUCAGGAGGCUACACAGCAAGCAGCUGAGGCACACGUUCAGGUUUCACUCGCAUCAAUGGAGGGCAUGGGCAGCUUGCUUCAUCCAGGCGGCUUGGUUUAGAUAUAAGAGAAGGAAAGAGGCGAGUGAGCUAAAUCGUAGGGAGCGUGCAAGGAAGGUGGAUGCUAAUGAAACUACAACGCAUUUCUCUGCACCUUUGCACUUGCAAACUCUAAUAAGUUCCAGUGUUGCGAUGCAUAAAGCGGCCAAGUUGGGAGGCAGCUCGAGGAAAGGUGGAAGCUUGCGAUAUGGUUCUGAACUUGAUAUUCUUGGUUCACUGAGGAAGCCUCUUGAACCUGAUUUCAGUACUGUUGAAGACUGGUGAAGUAUGGCUGGGAUUAUGUAUGCAUAUUCUCUGUUCACGCAUGUCGUUCGAAUUACCAGUGUGAAAUAAUUAGCUAGGAGAUUCGGGCUACUUCACUCCAGUGUCAUUCAGCAUGCUCCAAUCUUAUUCAAAUAUAGCUUCUCGUUGGGUUUGGACUUUGGA
Messenger RNA from Prosopis cineraria, 2295 nucleotides. RefSeq names its product protein CNGC15a-like. The record is from RefSeq and is a predicted model, not a curated record. Gene Ontology annotation, biological process: potassium ion transport; transmembrane transport. Gene Ontology annotation, molecular function: voltage-gated potassium channel activity. Gene Ontology annotation, cellular component: membrane. Lineage: Eukaryota; Viridiplantae; Streptophyta; Magnoliopsida; Fabales; Fabaceae.